AGCUUCUCCCGUGGCGACAACCGUCGUCGUUUCUGCUGUCCGUAUCUCACUCCGAUCUCUCGCACAAGCAUCCUUCCGCAUUCCGCGGAGCAUGCCUCCGCGCAAUCAAGGGGUCUGGGGAUGGGGAGAAGGGAAAGCCAGGACCGCUAGUGCGGAGAAUAGGAGAGGAAGGAGAAGAGGAAGAGGAGGAGUGGGAUGAGGAGGAAGAGUGGGAGGAUGAAAUAUACGGUUUAGACGAAGACGAGGAGAAUUUAGAGGAGGGAGAGCUGGAAGGGGAGGAGGGAGCAGAGGAGGAUGAUGAGGACGAUGCUGUUGUACAGAUGGCAGCAGCUGAUUGGGAGAGAGCAGCAAUGGCGGUGGUGGUGGAGGCGAUUGAGAAGCAGGAGAGGGACGAGAGCCGGCGCAAGGGCUGGCGACGCCGACGGGAGGUCACUGAGGAGGUACCGGAGCAUCUGCUGCCGCGAGUGGCCAUAGUGGGGCGACCCAACGUGGGCAAGUCAGCUCUCUUCAAUCGCCUUGUGGGGCGCAACAUAGCAAUAGUCCACGACGAGCCCGGGGUGACAAGGGACCGGCUGUACGCGCGUGCUCUCUGGGAGGGCCGCCAGUUCCUUCUCACCGACACCGGAGGCCUCAUGGACGCACCCAACGCUGCCGCUGCUGCUGCUGCUGCUGCUGCCGCUGCUACUAGUGGUGCUGCUAACGGUGGUGCUGCAGCUGCUGAUGGUGCAGAGGGUGUGGUUGCGAAGAGGGGAAAGGGCGGUAGAGGCGGGAGGGCAGGGCGCGGAUCAGCGUCCUCAGCCCUGCUCGCACUCGCCAAGGCGGAUGGCAUCGCUGUGAUUGGUGGCGGCGGGCGAUUGGCCAACGAGCGGGCGGCGAAGGAGGCUGAGGUGGCGGGUCUGCCGGAGCUGAUUGGGCGGCAGGCAGCUGCUGCCGUGGAGGAGGCUGAUGCGAUUAUCAUGGUGGUGGAUGGGCAGGCUGGCGCAACAGCUGCUGAUGUGGAGAUAGCUCAGUGGCUGCGGCGGCGCCACGUGGCGAGCAGCAAGCCAGUUUUCCUGGCAGUGAACAAGUGCGAGUCGCCCACCAAAGGGCUCCUGCAAACCGCCGAGUUCUGGUCUCUAGGCCUGACCCCGUUGGCAGUGUCGGCCCUCUCAGGCACGGGCACAGGCGACUUGCUGGAUGAGCUGAUGAAGGCGCUGCCGUCGCAGGAGGAACCCGGAUCUUCCACUUCUCUUUCCGCGAUCACCGGCAGUGACACUGCUGCUACCACACAGCUCGGCCGAGUGUCUCUGGCAAUAGUGGGGCGGCCCAACGUGGGCAAGAGCAGCAUAGUGAACGCGCUUCUGGGGGAGGAGAGGACCAUCGUGAGCCCUGUCAGCGGCACCACCCGCGAUGCCAUCGACUCCAAGUUCACCGGGCCAGAUGGACAGGAAUACACUCUGAUCGACACAGCAGGGGUGCGCAGGCGAGCAGCGGUGGCAGCAGGCAGCAGGGCGGAGGGGCUGUCGGUGAAUCGGGCGCUGAGGGCCAUCAGGCGGGCGGACGUGGUGGGGCUGGUGGUUGAUGCCAUGCUGUGCGUCACAGAGCAGGAUCUGCGACUAGCAGAGCAGAUAGAGAGGGAGGGCAAGGCGUGUGUGGUGAUUGUGAACAAGUGGGACACAGUACCAGACAAAGACGCCACCAGCACGUUGAGCUACACAGAGGACGUGCGGGGGAAGCUGCGCUCCAUGCCCUGGGCUCCCCUUGUCUUCACCUCUGCGACGACAGGCCAAAGGGUGGCAAAUGGGUGGGUACUAUACAAGUGGGACACCGUGCCUGACAAAGACGCCACCAGCACAGUGAGCUACACGGAGGACGUGCGGGGGAAGCUGCGCUCCAUGCCCUGGGCUCCGCUGGUGUUCACCUCUGCUACCACAGCUAUCACAGUGAGCUACACGGAGGACGUGCGGGGGAAGCUACUCUCCAUGCCCUGGGCUCCCCUGCUGUUCACCUCUGCGACCACGGGGCAGAGGGUGGCCUAG
Closterium sp. Naga37s-1 is the source of this 2018-nucleotide messenger RNA. Lineage: Eukaryota; Viridiplantae; Streptophyta; Zygnematophyceae; Desmidiales; Closteriaceae. The record is from the annotation of a GenBank genome assembly.